CCAGCCCAGGCGACCCCGCUGACCUCUGACUCCAGGUUCAAACUGCCCGCCUCUGGGGGUCAGAGGUUAGAGCUGGGGUGAAGCAGUUCCGGGAGCGGAUGGCGGCCCGUUUCCCCUCCGUGCGGAGGAUGGGGACCUUCACCUUCAUCGAUAUUGGCAUAAAUUUGACAGAUCCUAUGUUUCGUGGGAUUUAUCGUGGUGCUCAGAAACAUCAAGAUGAUUUUUUGGAUGUAGUACAGAGAGCUGUCAAAACUGGAGUACAGAAGUUCAUGAUUACAGGAGGCAGUUUGCAAGAUAGUAAAGAUGCGUUGGAACUGGCAAAGACAAAUGAUACUUUCUACAGUACAAUUGGUUGUCACCCCACACGCUGUAGUGAAUUUGAGCAGAAUAAUCCAGAGCAGUACCUGUCUGAUCUUAAAACACUGGCAAUGGAGAACAAAGGGAAAGUAGUGGCCAUCGGGGAAUGUGGCUUGGAUUUUGACAGAUUGGAAUUCUGUCCUAAAGAGAUUCAACUGAAAUACUUUGAAAAGCAGUUUGACUUGGCAGAAGAAACUAAAUUGCCCAUGUUUCUACACUGCAGAAAUUCACAUCCAGAAUUUUUAGAUAUAAUGAAGAGACAUAUGGACAGAUGUGUUGGAGGAGUGGUGCACUCUUUCGAUGGUACAAAAGAGGAAGCUGCUGCACUUGUAGAAUUGGGCCUCUAUAUUGGUAUCAAUGGCUGCUCCUUAAAAACGGAAUCCAAUCUUGAAGCCAUGAAAUCUAUCCCGAGUGAAAGGCUGAUGAUAGAGACUGAUGCACCAUGGUGUGGAGUAAAGAACACACAUGCAGGUGCUAAAUUUGUGACAACAACCUUUCCAACAAAGAAGAAGUGGGAAGAAGGAUACUGCCUCAAGGAUAGGAAUGAGCCGUGCCAUAUUAUUCAAGUAUUGGAGAUAAUGGCAGCAGUGCGAGAAGAGGACACACGUGAACUGAGCAACACCAUGUACAAUAAUACUGUGAAGAUGUUCUUUCCUAAUAGUUGAUCAACAAGGAUAUCAUUCUGAUAAUUUGUUUUAAAUCUAAACAACUUAACAGGCAGCUGGCAGUGACACCCAUUUCCAGUGGUGGUACUACUUAGUUUAUUCUGUUGUUCAUACUGGAUGUUGAACUCAAUGCAUGAGCUACUAUAGAGUCAAUAUGAAUUUACCCCCACCAUUGCCAUACAUUUUCUCUUCAAAGUGAGUGAAAUUUUCUCACUUUGGUAACAUGGGGGGAUCCUUUUCCAAAGUAGAAAUUUAGAUGAGGGAAAAAUUGACUGUCCCUUUUGAUGCAUGGAUGGCAGCUUCCCUGAACAUGUCCAAAAGUAUAAUUAAACUGACAUAAUAUUCACUAAAAUACCUUAAAGUGGGAUUUUUAAAACUAUAUAGUACCUUGGGAUACAAAUCGGCAUAUUAUUGUUAUGUUUGCUGAUUGCUUACAACUUUGUUAUAAUACAUCUCUGCUGCAGAGAUCAGUAUUAAUUAGAUAUUUAGCUCUUUUUAUGCAAUUAAUAAAACGGUCAAAGACAAAUUAUGGUCGGCUUGUUUGGUUCGGAGUAGGAUGGGUGGCAGAGACCAGAACAAACGAGAAAUUGCACAGCAUUAUGCAAUUUUAUCUGAUCACUUUUAGCACAUACAUAUAUGUAUUAUGAUCUUAAGAUGUAUUGUGAAACCUCAUGAUAAGUAGACCAUUGUGAUUUAAGAUUGUGAAUAUAUAGAUGAAGAUACUAUUUUACAGUUUUGUUCUAGUGCCCACUGAGACAAAAAUAUAAAUGGUUGAACAAGAUGUGGAGCAAUGUAGUUAUCAUGUACAAAAUCCAUGUUAAUGACCCAAAAUUGGGACAAAAUUACUUCUGGAAUCUUGAUGUACGGGAAAUUACUACUAGAUUGAUAUGAUAAUCAUAUAUUUGAAAAUAAAACUCUUGUGCUUCA
Messenger RNA from Carcharodon carcharias (great white shark), 1949 nucleotides. It is a transcript of the gene tatdn1, whose product is annotated as TatD DNase domain containing 1. Gene Ontology annotation, cellular component: cytosol. NCBI's taxonomy places the organism in Eukaryota, Metazoa, Chordata, Chondrichthyes, Lamniformes, Lamnidae. Gene Ontology annotation, molecular function: 3'-5'-DNA exonuclease activity. Bases 99 to 1022 code for a protein of 307 amino acids. The transcript is spliced from 12 exons. The record is from RefSeq and is a predicted model, not a curated record.